Messenger RNA from Bactrocera oleae (olive fruit fly), 1859 nucleotides. Lineage: Eukaryota; Metazoa; Arthropoda; Insecta; Diptera; Tephritidae. The record is from RefSeq and is a predicted model, not a curated record.
AAUAGGAUUUUGACAUAUACUUGUAGCACUUCUCAAUGAUAUUAUCUCCAUAUUUAACGAAGUAAAACUCGGAAGCAGACUAUUAAUUCAUUCGUCUUCUUUUCGUUUUGUUGUUAAGUAAUUGGGCAAUGCUAAAGGAGAAAUUUCUGAGAUUCUAAAAUUUGACGAAAUCGAUUUCGCGUAGGUGUGUUGUUUCCAUAGCUAACGUCUAUACGUCUAAAAGUCCAACAAGAUAUUCUGCUUUACCUAUUCGCUCUGUAUUCCAGACGUCCUAAAAUUUACUUAUCAUAACCAUAUAUUUAAAUACUUAUAUUCAACGCGUGCUAAUUUGAAAUUAAACUAAACGGUACUUGAAAUAAAUGUUUGAGUGAUAUAAGGCAAUAAAUGAUUGCGGCUACUUUCCACUCAUUCACAAGUUAUAAAGUCCAAAGCAAAUAGUUACAUGUACAACCUAGACCAAUUUCAUACAUACAUAAUUAUUUUCUAAGAAGGUGGUUUUCUAAGUAUAAACCCUCUAGUCAUUGCAUAAUUUAUGGAUGUUAUGACUAAUCAAAGCUGUAUAUUAUUUAUUUUUUCAUUCUCAAAUAAUAACGAUCAUAUCAGCAGUGGUAGCGAUUAAAAAAAACGUUGGGACUAAUCAACAACAAACGGAGUCUACACUAUCAGCAACUGCAGAGACGAAGACCAGACUACUUAGCAACGUUCCGUUUCGUUCGAAUGCUUCCGCAAGAAAUUAUCAGUAACGCGUAUAUAGUGGUACAUUCCUUAUCAGCCGUAGCGAAUUUAGUCCUUAUGUUAGCUAUAAAAGUGAAAGUAUCCCACUGUUUCAAAUCAAACUAAAUUGAGUUACCGUAAAGUAAACAUACGUGAGAGCGCAGUGAUACAAAAUGUUUAAAUUAGCGGUAAUACUUUUCAGCGUUUUAACGCUCUGGACAAAUUGUGAAGCGCGGGGCAUCAAUGCGGCACCAAGCAAUGUGCCCAUUGAAGGUCGCAUUGUAGGCGGUGACGAAGUGACGUUAGGUGCAAUACCCUAUCAAGUGUCCAUACAAAACACCUUCGGCGAUCAUGUGUGCGGUGGUUCCAUUGUCGCACCGGAAUGGAUCUUAACAGCUGGGCAUUGCUUGGAUUGGCCUAAGAAGUACCUGAAGAUCGUCACUGGCACAGUGGAAUGGAAUAAGCCUGGCGACGAGUACUUUGUGGAAGACGUGAAAAUACAUUGUCAGUUCAAUAAACCAAUGUAUCACAAUGAUAUUGCCUUGGUGCGUCUGAGCAAACCUAUUGUCUUCGACAGCUACACUGCAGCCGUAGAAUUGGCUACGAGUAAUACCAUGAAAAACGGUGAUAGUGUUGUGCUUAGCGGUUGGGGCAGCGCUAAAGCUUGGGGUAAUGCUGUUAAAAAACUGAAUAAAGUGAGUUUGAAGUAUCUGGAUUAUAAAACUUGCUUGAAAACGGUCAAAAAUAAAAAAUUCAUUGGCAAGGGUCAUAUUUGUACUUCGACUAAGGAUGGUAAAGGCUCUUGCAGCUAUGAUUCUGGCGGCCCAUUGGUCGAUGCCAAUAACGUGCAAAUUGGACUUGUCAACGGUGGUCAACCAUGCGCUAUCGGUUAUCCGGAUACGUUUGCCAGUGUUUUCUACUAUCAUGAUUGGAUUGUCAAUACCAUCGCGGGUAAUAACGCUUGCUAAGAGCUGGUGUGUACUGUGAUGUGGUUGGAGUUGCAGAAAUAUGAAGGAAAUGCCAUUCGCGAACAAAUAAUUAAGUUAUCUAUUAGCCAUUAAUUUUUUUUAGACACAAAACUUUACUCACAGAGACUUUAUGCUAAGAUAUUAAAAUGAAUUUAUUUGAUUGAGCAUUAAGAAAUU